Etheostoma spectabile (orangethroat darter) is the source of this 762-nucleotide messenger RNA. RefSeq names its product transcription factor BTF3 homolog 4. Bases 132 to 608 code for a protein of 158 amino acids. The record is from RefSeq and is a predicted model, not a curated record. The transcript is spliced from 6 exons. Lineage: Eukaryota; Metazoa; Chordata; Actinopteri; Perciformes; Percidae.
UGAAAAUAUUAAUAGGAAGUAUCUUAUAUUGCUGCUGUCUUGACGCGGGUUCAUGCCGCACUGCUUCAGCCUCAUUAAGGUAGCGUGAACAGUUCAUCGGGCUGUCAGUUAAUUCCUUUAAACAGGUCACAAUGAAUCAAGAGAAGCUGGCCAAACUCCAGGCACAAGUGCGGAUAGGUGGAAAGGGAACGGCCCGCAGGAAGAAAAAGGUUGUUCACAAAACGGCAUCAGCGGAUGACAAAAAACUCCAGGGCUCACUGAAGAAACUGGCAGUGAACAACAUUGCAGGGAUAGAAGAGGUGAAUAUGAUAAAAGAUGAUGGGACAGUGAUCCACUUCAACAACCCCAAAGUGCAGGCAUCGCUGUCUGCCAACACCUUCGCCAUCACAGGCCACGCUGAGACCAAGCAGUUGACAGAGAUGCUGCCAGGCAUCCUGAGCCAGCUGGGAGCUGACAGCCUCAGCAGCCUGCGCAAGCUGGCCGAGCAGUUCCCACGGCAAUCAAUGGACAUGAAAGCAGUCAAGGAGGAAAUUGCAGAGGAGGAGGAUGACGAUGUACCAGAUCUUGUGGAGAACUUUGAUGAAGCCUCAAAGGAUGAAGCAAACUGAUGAACCCUUUUGUUUUCCUCCUUCAGCCGUUUAAUUUUUUACCUCUUACGGACUCACAGAGAGCAUUUCCUCUUGUGGGAAACGGUUGUUAAAGGUGCGAGUCAUCAUCUCUGGAGAUGUGAACCACUUUAGUUUAGCCUCCCACAACAGUACA